Cyphellophora attinorum is the source of this 885-nucleotide messenger RNA. Its product is annotated as putative methyltransferase-like protein. NCBI's taxonomy places the organism in Eukaryota, Fungi, Ascomycota, Eurotiomycetes, Chaetothyriales, Cyphellophoraceae. Bases 1 to 885 code for a protein of 294 amino acids. Gene Ontology annotation, molecular function: S-adenosylmethionine-dependent methyltransferase activity. The transcript has 3 exons. The record is from RefSeq and is a predicted model, not a curated record.
AUGACUACAUUUCAAUUACACAAUGAGGCCCAGACCGGAUUCAAGUCAGCAGAAGCGUACGAUACAGGCCGACCGUCAUAUGCACCCGAGGUGGUGGAUAGCCUGCUAAAGCAUCUCGAGGUGGAAGGUGUCAAGAACGCAAAGAUCCUUGAUCUAGCUGCGGGUACUGGCAAAUUUACAGAAGCUCUAGCAGCACGAUCAGAAGAGUAUGAAAUCGUUGCCGUCGAGCCACACGACGACAUGCGGGCACAAUUGUCCAAGAAAAGUUUGAAGAACGUGACUGUGCUCAAGGGCAACGCAGAGAACAUGGAAGGAGUGAGUGAUGCGACUUUUGACGCCGUCAUUGCGGCUCAAUCCUUUCACUGGUUCGCGACAAUGGAGGCGCUGCGAGAAAUCGCCCGUGUCCUCAAGCCGGCCAAGACACUCGGUCUGAUAUGGAAUAUUGAUGAUUACAACGCUCCUCAAUCGUGGGACAUUGCUGCUGGCUGGGAUUCGGAGAUGCGAGAUCAAGUCUGGGAGCUGGAUUUCGAUCAACCACGAUUUCGCCACGGCCAGUGGAAGAAGGUCUUUGACGAGCAGAGUACGAGCAACCUGUUCACACUGAAGUUCGCAGAUCCAUUGUUUGGACUGCCCAUUGGCGAGGAGACAGUGCCGUACAAAGUCUGGCUGACUCGUGAAGCUGCUUGGGAACGCAUGCGGACGUUAGGUCAGAUCGCAGUGCUGGAAGGCGAUGAACUGGCCAGGGUCAAAGCUCGAUGCGAGAAGGCAUUCGACUUGAGCGGUACAGAGACCGACGGUGACAAGAUCGCUCUGCACGGGCGCACAGUGAUCGCGUGGACGUCGCACAUCCCAGAAGUGCCUCUGCGAAGUGAAGAAGCAAUGUGA